CAUUUCUCCUGCUUCACUUAAUCUCCUAACAGCCUUAGCGCUAAAUGGAGAUGCUAAAAUAGCUUUAUUAGUUAGGGGGUGCUAAGGGAUUAGGUAGAGUAAAGAGCAAGUGUCUAGGAAGCAUGGAGAACAAGGGUUCAGGGAGGAUGAAGAACAAAGGUUCAAGGAGGACGGAGAACUGGGGUUCAGGGAGGACGGAGAACUGGGGUUCAGGGAGGACAGAGAACUGGGGUUCAGGGAGGACGGAGAACUGGGGUUCAGGGAGGAUGAAGAACAAAGGUUCAGGGAGGAUGGAGAACUGGGGUUCAGGGAAGAUGAAGAACAAAGGUUCAGGGAGGACGGAGAACUGGGGUUCAGGGAAGAUGAAGAACAAAGGUUCAGGGAGGACGGAGAACUGGGGUUCAGGGAAGAUGAAGAACAAAGGUUCAGGGAGGACGGAGAACUGGGGUUCAGGGAGGAUGGAGAACAAAGGUUCAGGGAGGACGGAGAACUGGGGUUCAGGGAGGAUGGAGAACAAAGGUUCAUGGAGGAUGGAGAACUGGGGUUCAGGGAGGAUGGAGAACAAAGUUUCAGGGAGGAUGGACAACAAAGGUUCAGAGAGGAUGGAGAACUGGGGUUCAGGGAGGUUGGAGAACAAGGGUUCAGGGAGGAUGGAGAACAAAGGUUCAGGGAUGAUGAAGAAAAUAGGGUUCAGGGUGGAUGAACACCUGCUUAAUUGACAUUCUGCCAGUUCUAGAACAGGAGGGUCCGACUGACUAUCUCUUGAAUCAUUACUGACAUCCCAUUACAAUCACUAUCAUGAUGCCUGACUUU
This is a messenger RNA of Brienomyrus brachyistius, 813 nucleotides long. RefSeq lists its product as uncharacterized. Bases 123 to 719 code for a protein of 198 amino acids. NCBI's taxonomy places the organism in Eukaryota, Metazoa, Chordata, Actinopteri, Osteoglossiformes, Mormyridae. The record is from RefSeq and is a predicted model, not a curated record. The transcript is spliced from 2 exons.